Molecule: messenger RNA, 1146 nt
Organism: Lates calcarifer (barramundi perch)
Lineage: Eukaryota; Metazoa; Chordata; Actinopteri; Centropomidae
Gene: ssr2
Product: signal sequence receptor, beta
Exons: 6
Coding region: 168-725 (185 amino acids)
Cellular component (GO): endoplasmic reticulum; membrane
Source: RefSeq, a predicted model, not a curated record
CUACAGCCCCAGGUAACACCAGCACCUCCCAGACAGCAGGGGCGCUGCGCUGCGCGGAGCUUUCCGUUAGGCCUUUUCAGUACACGUCAUGCAAACGGCAGCUUGAAGCUUCUGAGCUUGCUCCCCUCAAUCUCUUUCAAUACCUGCGGUUGGACGACCAGUGAACGAUGACGAAGAUGCUGCACUUGUUUGUGGUCCUGUCUCUGUUCAGUCUGGGCUCAGGAGAAGAGGGAGCCCGUUUGCUGGCUUCUAAGUCACUGCUGAACCGCUAUGCUGUGGAGGGCCGUGAUCUCACCCUGCAAUACAACAUCUACAAUGUGGGCUCCAGUGCUGCUCUGGAGGUGGAACUUUCAGAUGAUUCUUUUCCUCCUGAAGACUUUGGAAUUGUUUCAGGAAUGUUGAAUGUCAAAUGGGACAGGAUUGCACCAGCCAGCAAUGUCUCUCACACAGUUGUGCUGCGCCCCCUGAAAGCUGGUUACUUCAAUUUCACCUCUGCAUCUGUCAGCUACCUGGCCCAGGAGGGAGGUCAAGUUGUGGUUGGCUACACCAGCGCCCCAGGCCAGGGAGGCAUCCUGGCUCAGAGGGAGUUUGACCGCCGCUUCUCCCCACAUUAUCUGGACUGGGCUGCAUUUGGUGUGAUGACUCUGCCCUCCAUUGGCAUCCCUCUGCUCCUGUGGUACUCAAGCAAAAGGAAGUAUGACUCUCCAAAGGCCAAGAAGAACUGAGAAGGCACCGCUGCGGUGCUUAAGGCUGGGGCUAGGGGUUUGGUAGGCAUGGAAAUCAAAGGGUUAAGUGGGCACAAGAUCGCUGAAAAUGUUAAUAACCCAUAUUGGGGUGAAAGUUGAAAGAAGCUGAAAGUACAGUGACCAAGAUGUGAUUUGAUCAAAGAAGAAGUAAGAUGAAGCAUGUACAUGAAAGCUCUCUGUUCCCAUCUGCAGCGAAUGACCUGAGUUCUGCCGACUGCUGGUCAUUCCUUCAUAUUUGCAAAUGGGUUCAUAUGACAGAACAGUUACACUGGCAGUUACUUCUUUAACAGGUUUUCGCAGUUUUGUAAUUGUGUAUGUAAUGAACUGAAUUCAGAUUUCAAGUUUAUAGCCAGUUGAUGAACUGCAAAAUAAAUUAAUAAAAACGACCUUGGUUUUUCUA